AUGGAGAAGCUGAAGUCGUCUUUGUGGCCACCAACACAUGCUUACAAGGAAGUCAGAACCAGUCAAUCGGACGAUGAUGAGCGACAACCAGAGGAGGAGACGGACGAAAAUCUGCGAGAGCAGAUAGCAGCGCUGGAGAGCAACGCAUGGUGUCUACGCGUGAGCCUGCUCAUCACUGUCGUAGCGUUGCUGUUAGUGACGAUUUUCGCGGUGUUUGAUCGGGUUUCGUACGCCCAAGACGUCCACAAAUGCGGCCACAUUGGAAGCGACCACAGCGGUUUUGUACCGCCUGAAAUCGGCGAACCGGGUAGAUGGACAAUAUUCGACAAAUCAUCACCGUAUUACAUCGAGGAGGACACUUUCAAUGAUUUAAAUAAGACGAAACUGGUGGUUCAGAAGCUGAAGAGCUUGCACAACUCUUCCAACGUCUUGGUAAACGACAAUUUCGCAGACUGGCACAAACCAGACGGGACCGUUGCCAAAUUGCCGGCGUACUAUUCAACCGUCUCGUACCGACAGACAUACAUCAUUCGGUCAUUCCACCAGAUGCAUUGCCUGAUUUCAAUCACGGAGGAAUACGGCCAUCGCGUGCACAACAUCUCGUCACAAUGGGCUCCUCAGCACGUCGCUCACUGCCUGAACGCCAUCCGGGAGGCCAUCAUGUGCUUGGCGGAUGCGUCGCCAAUGACCUAUGUGAACGGCUUCGCCGUGGGUCACGUCACGGAUGACCAGAAGUUCAUGUGCCGGGACUGGUCGGCUCUGCGGAAGUGGGCGAAUGAUCCUGUUAGGGGAGUUCGGUACAAGAACAUGGCGCCUGAGGGGGCGAAGCACGAUAACUACACUGAGAUUAUUCCGUUUCCUAAGCUCUCUGAGUUGGAGGAAAUUGGACUCGCUUGA
Molecule: messenger RNA, 897 nt
Organism: Colletotrichum karsti
Lineage: Eukaryota; Fungi; Ascomycota; Sordariomycetes; Glomerellales; Glomerellaceae
Exons: 4
Coding region: 1-897 (298 amino acids)
Biological process (GO): mycotoxin biosynthetic process
Source: RefSeq, a predicted model, not a curated record